Molecule: messenger RNA, 2864 nt
Organism: Vanessa atalanta (red admiral)
Lineage: Eukaryota; Metazoa; Arthropoda; Insecta; Lepidoptera; Nymphalidae
Exons: 12
Coding region: 285-2078 (597 amino acids)
Molecular function (GO): zinc ion binding
Source: RefSeq, a predicted model, not a curated record
GUCAAUGUCAAAGAAUACGGGAUUUACCGAAUUAUAAUUCGAAUGAAUAGCUAUCAGAAAUUCAGAUUAAAAUCAUAAUUAGCAAAAAUAUUUAUACAGUAAAGCGUUUAUUUUUAGACUUGAUAUAGUAGAUUCUUUGCAAAUAUUGGUAACGGCGGCUAAAACGUGUCCUAUCUUUACGGUUCCGAUGUGUAGUCAUCACAUAGCAUGUGAAUUAUAAAUAUUAACUUUGAUACUUCAUAUUAAGUGACUUUAUCGUUUUAAUUCACAUUUACUGAUUAACAAUGGACGAAGGGGAAUCAAAAACUUGUGAGAACUGUAAAAGGGAGAUCCCGGCAGUUAAUUUCACUACACACACAGUAUUCUGUGCACGCAACAUCCGCGUUUGUCCGGUAUGCAAGGAACCAGUGCCACAGGCGGAGUUACAGGAACAUCAUGAGAAAUUUCACAAGCUUUUGCCAUGUAAGGAAUGUGGUGAAAGUGUAUGUGGAACUGAUCUUGAGGAUCACAUCAGGGAUUCCUGUGCACACACUAUGAAGUCUUGCAAAUUCUGCGCAUUGGAACUACGUCGCAGCUCGAUGCCGGCGCACGAACGCUACUGCGGCGCCCGCACGGAGCAAUGCGCUGACUGCGGCGAGUGGGUCAUGCACAAGUACCGACAGAUUCAUCUGGACUCAAACCAUGGAUUCAUACGUCUCGAUGAUGAUCCGUUGCCAACUAAGAAGGAUGACAAAACGACGAAUGUGCCAAAAUCAUUAAACUUGCCAAAACCAAGCAACUCAUCUGACGCAAUUAAUGCAGCCAAAAUAGUUCAGCCCUUCAAUGGUUUCUCGAAGAAUGUUAACAUUAGUCGCCCCAUUACAGAGAUAAGACGUUAUCCAUCUACAACAAAUCCUAAUUCAGAAAGUUCAUUGAAAACAUCUAAAUUACAAAUCAAUGGACAAAAUUCAGCUGGUCCUUCAGGCUUGAAUGAAAGUCGUUUGAAUACAUCCAAAGUGGCUAAUAUAAGACCUCAGUCUAGUGGUCCGAGUCCAUUAUCCGAUAGAACAAAUUUAUCCUCAAAUAAUAUUUCUUCGACUUUAAGUGAUGUUGCAAAUGGGUCGAGUUCAGCUCAAAAUGGAGCGAUUCCAAGAAUCAAAAGGACUAAUGAUCAACCUCAAGUGAACACUGCAGUGCCGGCACAGGAUAAAGUUAGGAAGAAUUUAUGGGCUCCCCGAGGAGCAGUUAAGAAACGUCCAGCGCCGAAGCCCCCAACAACGGAGCCACCUGCAGACCCAAGGAGACAGCUACCGCUCGAAAGCGCUUUGCAGCGGCAGCAGGCGGAGGAGCGCCAAAGACAGGAGCAGACUGCUUACAACCUAUCCGUUGGUUUACCCCCCGUCCUUAGCCCGGCGGCAAAAAUAGAGAAGCUAAGAAAGAUGGACGCUCUACAGAAUCCAGAAACCAAUGACCAAGAUUACAAAAAUCGUCUCCAAGGUAGAGUGUGGAUGAGUCAAGAGCUUACACCAGCUGGUAAUGUCUUAGGAACUUCAUCUAACUAUGGAACGAAAAUAGCCAAGGAACUAGAAGCUUCAAGAAGAAGAAAUGGUUCUAAGUCAAAAUCACCAGAGAAUGUACAAGCAACAGAAGUCAGACGAAAUGAUCUGAAGGAUUUGAAACCAAUGACUCCCGAGGAGUUCAUGGACAGGUUCAACGAGCUCCAGCUUAGAAAGCCGGGUGAGGAGAGACUGCGGGGAGACAGGUUCAGUCAGAUCAAGUCCUCGUUGAGGGAGCUGCGGCGAGGCCUGAAUGAGGUCACAGCUCCGUAUAAUCAGAAUGCAAAUAGUGAGUCAUAUCAAAGCAGCGGGCGCGGCUCGCCGGUGCGGCUGCCGUGCGAGUUCUGCGGCGCGCCCGUGCCCGUCGACGACCUCGUGCAGCACCAGACCGGCUGCCGGCCCGACCUGGCGCAGUUCCGCGCCCCGGCCGAGCCCGCCGUGUACAUCCCGUGCGAGUUCUGCACCAGACCGCAGCCCGUCUACUUGCUCAGCGAGCACCAGGAGCGAUGUGGCAGAGACGCUAAUGAGCUGUUCCAAGACUGAGGCGAGUGUUAAAACUGAUCGAUAUUUAUUAAACAAGCUAAAGCAUAUUCUAAAGAGUGCACCGUGAAUGUCGAUGUUGCAGACGACGCUCAAAUUUGCUAGAUGUGACAAUAAAAUUAUACUUAAAAAUUAUAUGACCAAUGAUAGACGUUUUGUAUAAAAAAUAUAUUUUAUUGAUAAAAAACUAAGUCUUUAAGUAUGGAAGAGCUAUGAGUAUUCAAACAAACUAAUGUUAACACUUUCAUAAUAAAAACAUAAGCGUUUUUUGAUUCGGCUCUAUGGUGAUUUUACAAUUUUAACAAUAUUCGUAUAAAAUUACUUUAAAUAGCACCAUGUAUAAUGAAAUUUUAUUACGAUUAACGAUUAUGUUAAAUCAUUUGUAGGGACGAAUGAACAUUCCUAUUUUUUUAAAUAACUGUAAAAUCAAUAUUUUAUAAAUUUAAAAAUGGAAUAAAUAAAACAUUAAUUGCAUUUAAUUGCUCAAUAACAACAAAAUAUCGUUGUUAAUAGCAGAUUUUUUCGGACGUGACUUUAACUUUUCAUAUACUUUGAGCUGGACUCAUGACAUGACAUUCUGUGACUUUAGUAAAUAGGGAUAAGAUUUAAAACGCAAUAUUUAAUUUUUAGGCCUCGAGAAGAUUUAUACGAUAUUAUAAUUAUAUUGUUAGUAUCAUAGACAUCACUGAUAUUGCUGUAUUGUUCUUCAAAUAACCAUUUUCUUUAAAGGCUAUGGCUUAAUUUUGUAAGGUUUACAUAAAUACACCCUAUGUAAUGGAAUCGUCACAA